Molecule: messenger RNA, 1650 nt
Organism: Plasmopara halstedii
Lineage: Eukaryota; Oomycota; Peronosporomycetes; Peronosporales; Peronosporaceae
Exons: 2
Coding region: 1-1650 (549 amino acids)
Source: RefSeq, a predicted model, not a curated record
AUGCGCGUGUACGUUUUCGUCGCCAUCAUUUUACAUGGAGUUAGCUUUUGCUUUGCAGUGAGAUUGGGAGAAAAAGCAUGUACGAUUGGUCGUGAUCCACUUUGCACACCAGCGUACAAGGCUUACACGAUCUCUAAUAGAGCACUAAGACACAAUGUCGCACUUUUGGAGAACAUGACUCAUGUUGAUGGCAAAGAAAAGGAAGCAAGAAUGCAAAAUUUGGAUAAUUUAAAAGACUUGAAAGAGUCAGGUAUAUUUGGUGAUGUGAUUGGGAAGAUGCAAUCCGCUUUAAACCUACCUCUCUGCAACAAUUUGGAUAAACUUCAACGAGAGGAACUCGUCGCCAAAAAACCUCAGCUGAUUGACAAGCUCCAAAAGACGCUUGCAGAAAGCACUGCAAUCAAGUUCGACGAGUUGAUAGAUAAGUGGUUUCAUCUAAUUAAAAUCCACAAAGACGUCUAUCAAAAUCUUGGCAAAAGCUCAAAUGAUUUUGAUGACGCGCUGCUUUCCGCUUUGUCGAACGUAUCGAAGUUACUGACUGAAAACGCAUCGAUGUCCCUAGUGAUGGUUCUGUUAGAAACUUAUCGAGCCAAGCCAGAAUUUCAAUCCCUCGCAGAGGAUUUAGAGCGACUCAUGCUUUUCGUACCAGGGUCUAAACCUUUGGUCUUUCAAAACUGGAUGGAAAACGGCAACAGUUUGGCCAAUGUUCGUCGGAUUCUCGUUGGCCAGGAACCCAUCGGUUUCAACAAUCCAUUCUUUUGGGUGUGUUUUGACUACUUACAUUUCGUCUGGUAUCAUUCUGUGGCGGUUUCAAAAUCGAACUACGCUAAAUUUUAUCAAUUUCUACUUCGCAGCGGACUGACGGAGAGCGACAUUACAACAAUGCUUGAUAGACCAGAAUUUCGCGACCGUUUUAUGCCUGGUUUAGCUGAUUAUAUAAUCGUGCGGAGAACUUGGUAUUCUUUCCAAUGUCUGAAGGCGGGGAAAACUCCGGCAGUGGCGCUGAAAGAAAUAAACGAUUAUCAAAAGUCUGCCUCAGACGCUGAUGAGCUCAUAUCGUCACUCACAUACGCCAAUACGCCCAAUCAAUUCAAGGAACGAUUUCAAUAUUUUGAUAUCGAUCUGUAUCGUUUUUUGACUUCCAAUCGUCAAUUCGAUAUGCUAUCUGCAUCUGUUAAGAACGCUAAGUACGUCAUUCUUUUACCAUUUGCUGAGCAAACUGGAAACUUUGCUACUGCUGCUGUUCAACAGUUUCAGAGUCCGUUUGAUACGGCUCCUUGGACCCUUCAGUCUGGUUCGAGCAUUCGCAACUUCAAUGUUCGUAUCGGUUCGACUCAGUGCUUCGAUAUCUCCCAUGACUACGAUUUCCACCAAUUCACAAACGAGUUCGCUAAAAUUGCUGCGAUCAAUGGUGAUCUGACUCCUGAGCUUGUGAAUGGACUGCUUGACUAUCAGACAUGGUCGCUAACUAACCGCGUCCUUAUCGCUGACGUUAGCCGCCUGACGGAGCGUGAUGUCCCUCAGGCCAUCCAGAUCCAAGGCACAAACGCUGGUUGCCAGGGAACUAACAUGAUUGUUUUGGUUGUGAGCGAACAAGAGCUCUCCUACGACCGUCUUACUGGCGAGGUUCUCGACUUCACUACAGCGUAA